UCCAUUUGUCCACAGAUGCAGUGAAAGCCUCUCUUUGGCUUCACACUCUGCUUGAUAACAGGAAUCAGAGAAACACUGACUCUAUUACACUCACAUCUGCUGACGGAGGGCUGGGAGUUCCUGUCCUACCCACACCUCACCCUCAUGUAAUUGAUAACCUGGCUGUGCAGCGUAAUGACAAUGAUGAAAAACAAUCUCAAGGCAAGGAUGAAAAGGGGAUUUCAAACCUUGGAAGAAAUGAGUAUCUGUUCAGUACUUUGCCAUCCAUCUUCCAAAACAAUACAGCAGAAGAUUCAGUAAGAGGAAACAUCAUGACAAACUUGUGUUUGACCUGCCGGAAAGAUCGAAGAGAGGUGUCCACUGAGAAACCUGUGGCUCUGCCUCCACUGUCACCUGAUGGCUCCUCAGACCCUCUUAGUAGAGACAGUCUUCCUUUAGAUUUCAAUCAAUUUCCAACCUCAUUACAGAGUUUACAGCAACAGUCAAUUGGACAACGAGAAAAAAUACUGAGCAAAGACAAAAGUCACCAAAACAUUACCAUGCGGUCCAGUGUUAGUGUGACGGAAAAAAUGGUUCACCAUCAGACAUUUCCUCCUUCAUCCUUCAGUAAAACUGUAAAUCAUAGUCAAAGCACUUUGAUUAAUUCCCAUAUCAGAUCUUUUUUCUCAGAUACAGGAACAGCUGAGUUUGACACACGACCUCAUUCUGAGAUAUCGUCAGAAUCACAAAAAGACACCAAGAAACAAUCAGGGCACACCUAUCCUAGUGAAACCUUUGUUGCAGAGAGACCGAUCUCAACAACCACGGCACUUUAUCACUCAUCAAAGUCACUUUAUACUGUAAGGAAAUCGGUAAAAAAUGGAGAUCAAGAGAUGUUCGGUAAAGAGGUGAGCAUCAGGGACACACAGUCAAAACUAAUCUAUUUCAGUAAGAAUAACAACGAUGCUUCAAACCGUCCCACUGUAAGAAAUAUGCUUGGCAUCUCUAAAGCUCCCCAAAACAGUCAGAAAAGUGUUCUUCCAGAAGGUAGUGAUCACAGCACUGCAUCACAUCCAACUACAAGAAUGAGUUUGAUUGAAGCCCAUAGUGUAAUUACACCCUUCAGACUUAGUAAGCCAAACACUUCUGCAGUCGAAAAUCCUGAAUCUCUCUCUCUGACAGGAAGAGCAGAUUCUUUGAACUCUGUAUUUAGUGGCCAAAUGCCUGUUAAACCAAGCUCUCACAAGAAAGAGCCCAUAUUGACUUUGUUACCUGGGGAUUCUUCCAUCAAAUUUGCAACUAUAACCACAGUGAGACAACUGACAGAUAAGCAAGAUCCUCAUACGCCUAGCACUGUAAACAGCAUGAUUAAACAGGCUUCUGUUCAUCCCUCAGGAACGGUGAACAUACCAGUUAUGGAAAAAACACCUACUCCAACCUUCACAAUGAAAAAAGUCGUUGUGCCUGGGAAGUUGUUUCUCUCAGAAUCAAGACAGGACUUUGAUGAUUAUGUUUCCAUGUUGACAACGCGAUCAACAAAGUCAUUCUCUGAGAGUCUGACAAUGAGCAGACUUUUAGGGAGUCAAUCAAAAAUCACUUUUGAUGUUGGAAAUGAUAACCGUGUGGCACCAACACCCCAGUCUUUUGUAAAAUAUAACAGGGAUUUAAUCAGAGAGUCACUAAUAGUACACAAUCUGAAGCUGGGAGAUAGAAAUGAGCAGAUGGUGACUGUAGUCGCCAAAUAUGAGGACAAAGAAAUUAAAGACAUACAAAAGUUGCAACAAAAACAGGAGACAAGGAAUGAUGAAAAGUUGGGGAACAGAGGAGAGGAAUUACUUAGAUCAGAUAAGACUGAAAGCAGUAAACAAGAAAAGAUAAUUACUACUGUGAUAGCGAUAAAUCAAAAUGCAGGCAGAGAGGAGGACAAAAUGAAACAACACGAGGCCAAGACAAGUAGAGAGGAAGAUGGAGGUCGAAAAGACGAAGAUCUAAGACAAGUGGAAAUAAUGGACAAAGAAAAAGCUAAAAGAAAUGGUAUGACUGAAACAAAUACAGAGAAUACCAGCAGAGAUGGAGAAAACAUAACCAAGGAUGAGGAGUCUAUAGCUGAAAAGCAGAGAGUGUCUUUGACAGAGGAGGGAGAAGAGGCUGGAAGAAAAGUUACAGUGAACAAGGAAGACAUUAAACAAACGACAUAUGUUCCCUUUGGAUAUACUACUAAUUCUAAAGAACGUAACAGAGAUGAAGGGCACACUGUUACAAACCUGUCCUCCGGCCACAGUUUGAUUAAACAGUUGGGAGCCACUGAGCACAGUGGCAUUCAUCUGGAUGAAAAAAAAGCAGAAAUAGUGGAAAUGAAAUAUAUGCCAUUUCCCUACAAAGUGACAAGCAAUCACAGACUACAACACUCAACUCUGGGAUCUGAGAGCCCGGAAGUGUCAAGAAUGACAUCUCUUCUUAAAGAGUCACACACACAAAUUAAACCUCAUUCGUCAAGCCACAGGGCCAUGCUUACAACGCGUGAGGCAACGGCUUCACUUACUAAAGAAAGUACUCGGAACAAAGUUGUUGAGGCUACAUUUUCUGUGACUGUCAUUCCGAAAACGGACCCAAAGCCAUUUAAAGUUAGCACUUCAAAAUUUCACGGAACCUUGAAGCCAAUUGCUGCACAUCAGAGUGAAACUAAAUCAGCUCACUCUGAACUAAAGAGUAUUAGUAAUAUGUUGUCACUCACCACCCCACGAUUGGCAAUCACAAGCGGGUUGCCGAGUGCUAAGCCCCACUUUACAGUAAAUAGUUCUACUCUCAAUGUAUCAAUUAUUUACAGCAUCUCAGAUCACAGGCAUAAAUUUAGUACUUCAGUUUCGGAGCCAAAUUCACUUUUACGGACCACGAAUGAGGGCGAGCGAGUGGAACACAUUAUACCAGCACAUGUAUUUGAAUCCGGUGUCAAGGACCAUUUAACCUCAAACAUGAAUGAAGAAGUAAAUAUAUCUACUUCAGUGAAUCUGUCCCAGCGGAUGUAUAAUGACUCAUCUACCAGGCCACCCACAGCAGCAGCCUUGUCAUCUGAGGCCCACAUGUCCAAUGGCCAGCAACAGCCUCACCAAGGGCAGUCUGCCCCUGAGAUAAGUCAGUCCUCCUCCUCUUUUGACAUGACUUCAGGCCAGCCGUGCUCAUUUAAAUUGUCAGAGAAGACAGCCUGUUCAGAUGUUUUGCAUGCUCCUGCUGCUGAUAACGAGCAGAGAUCUGUACAGACCCUAAUGGCAUCAAUGAGCCCUAAAGCAAAAAACAAUCAAUUUCCUCUCAGCAGCAUGUCACCACUGCUAAAUCUCAUGCUGUUUGGAGGUGACAGUUUACCUGGCACCUAUAGCCCGACGAGGCUAACAAGAUCAACCUCAGAAAAAGAAAUAUUGAGGGCAAACUCCAACGCUGUAUAUGCAAAUAGUGGACGUGCCCAUGCUGAGUCCUUGUUAGGGACUGCUGAUGAGACAAAUCAAAUUGAGGAGAAUGACAGUGUGCAAACUAUGGUGACCUUUGCGGUGAAACAUUCAGAUGCAAUCACAAAGCAAAUGGCAGAGAACAGUGAUGAGAACAACAGUUCCUCUUUUAUAGCACAAACAAUUGGGAGGAGUAAAUACCAUGCUAAUAACGCUGAUGAAUUCAACUCUUUGUCUUUAAUACAGACUGAGAAACCAGCGGUAAAAAACACUAACAAGAAUAACCACAGUGACCCGUCCAACAGUGCAGUGAAAACAACCCUCCAAAAUAUUCAUCAUCUGUCCCAGUUAGAAGGUGAUAAAGAAACAAAUACUAUCACAUUUGCAUUUGAGACCGCCCACAAGAUUGUGCAGGCAUCAAAUGAGCAUGUUGCGCCUGUUACAAAUGAUUUUGCUACACCUGUGCUUGAUGCAAAUGAUCAAGCUGGCACCACAGUAUUUGUUGAGUCAGACAGUCAGCCUGAAAUACCCAAAAUACAGACUAAUGAUGUGACUAACAAUACUAUUUAUGAUAUGGAGCAUCAUGCAGCAAAAGCACCUGAAAAGCAACAUGAUCCCUCCACACCACAUGGCUCUGUCAGCACUCUGCCUGUUGGAAUUGACCUUAAGGUCCCCAAUAUAUCCACACAGCAGAUUUCUGACCGGAUAUUGAAUAUUACCUCUCAAUUCCAGAUGACCACUACUAGAACCAAUGAUUAUGUGUCUUUGGCACCAACUGCUAGCAUAAGCGGUCUUAGAGUGUCCACAGAAGCUCAUGAAUCAGCAGUGACCACUAGUGAGAAUGUGCAAGCUGUUAUUGAAAAGUCAUCUCAGGCUGCACAUGCUGAGCAUAUGGUACACUCCAAUAGUCAUACUGAGGCUUUGUCACUGAGAGAGCCUCCCUCAGCUCCCACUAUUGGCAAGCUCACCCCUGCUGUGAAAAGAAAAAACACAACAGAAACACAGAGUGUGGAGCAGCCUGAGCAUGAAAUGUCUGGACAAGUUAUCGAACAAAGCCAGCAUGCCCCACCUGGCAUGAUUGCAAUAAUUCGUCCUAUCAAUGACUCAGAGCUGGGCAUUCAAGCAUCUGUGUUAAAGGCUACCCACAUAGCUGGAGGGGCACAUGAAACAACACCUACUGUGGUUAAAAGAGUUGGAUGCUCAUCAUUUAAAUACAUCAAAACAGCUCUGACAACAAAGAGUGCUUUUGAAGCUUAUUAUGCUCUGUCUAAAAAGACUUUUGCAGCACAUACACUGGACAGUGCAGACAAACAUAAGAAGCAUACAUUACCUGAAAAGACCUCAAUAAGUCAAGUGAUACUUGGAGCUGUGACUGAUUCUGUACCACCUACAGGGAUCUUGCCUCCAGAGAUUAUUAAUAAAACCAGCUGUAAGACAAUUGGCUGUGCUACAUCAGGUGGGACCACUAAAACAACAAUUGGAGCAGGUGAGAUUGAUCAUACCACUCGAGAGAGAAUGUAUAAAACAAAGGCUGAUAGUGGGGGAGAUCAUUUUAAUGCAGUGCAGACUCCUGACACAAAACCAGAGAAUGGCAACUGUGGCACUGACUGUCCUGUACCUGGAAAUACUUCACCACAGGCCACCAACCUCGACAGCACAGCCCUUUCACCAGUCACCACUAAAUCUGAUCAUGUCAUUGUUGAUGAGACUAUGACAAAAAAAGCCAAGAGUAUGACAAAUGGACCCUCAACAAAAACACAGAGAUUACGUGUUGAAACAGAUCAUUUGGCGAGACGUGGGACACCUGAGCAGGCUCAGUUUGUAGAGAAAAAAACACAAAGAAACUCUCACAGAGAGACCUCUGACACUCAGGAGGCUAUUGCAACAGAGGUCACUUUAUCUGAACCUGAAGCAACUACUGUACAGACCACUGAAAAGACUACUGAGCACACACUGUUCACUGAAAAAAAUACAAAAACGCAAUUAAAUAGAGGAACAGCCAAAGCUGAGAUAUUUGAGGCACAAAAUGCCAACAGGUCAGCUCGUAAUAUGGUUAAAGGAGAGAUGGCAGUUCAAGAGUCUGGGCACAGGCUAUUACUGCUGGAGCAGAAGUCUGAAUCAGAGCUACUGAGACUGCAACACAGGAGAAGGGCCUCAUCUCAUCUAUAUCUCUCUGGAGUAACAGAAGUUUCAGAAGACCUGUGUGGCAGUGGGAACUACACCGCAGAGAUGAGUCUGAACCUGGAGAGAGGUGUCGAGCCUGGCGAUGCCGUGCCUGCCCUGGGGAAUCUCAGAGUGGUUAUCAACCUGAAGACAAACAACAGUCAGAUAAACCUUGAGGUCACCUCCUGUUGUCUGUCCCCCACCAUCCAGCCCAACCUCACCAGCUCCACUUGCUGCCUCUUCUCCAGGUUAGCAGCACAGCCAGCUGGGAUCACGCUGCUGCCCAGUGCCCUGUCAACCAGUGCCAGCUUCACCAUCAGUCUCUUCCAAAUGAUUAAUUACUCAGUAGUGUACCUACACUGUGAUCUCAGUGUCUGCCUGAGAAACCACUCUGACUGUGAAAGGCAGUGCCUUCAGCAGAGGAGUGCAUUUCCCUUAGAGGGUCCAGAGGCUAUUGUCACCAAUCUCAGGAAUCGCAUAUCCUUUGGUCCCAUGUUGAAAGAAGUGCAGAAUUCUACCUUCCCGAAGGAUAUAGACCCAUCAGAGCUGGACCUGGUUCUGGUCAUCGUCAGCCUGGUGGUCGGCUCCUCUCUUGUCACAGUUACACUGCUGCUGGUGUGGCUGGCCUACCGUCGCCGGGCAAUCUGGCUGCUCCACUCGGCAGCUCCACCAAGAGCCUGCUGUGGCUGUCUGUGCCGAGGAGGUGACUUGAUCCUACCGUGACCAAGGAGGAACCGCUGCCAAUUACACUGAUCAUGUCCCCACCAAAAUAGCUGCAGACAAUUACAUUAGUCAACAGACAGUGAGCAGUCAAUCAUAUUAGCCAUAGAGCAGAGGCGGCCAGUCGUAUCAGCCGGUAUAGGCCAGACUAGAUGAUGAGGAGCAAUCCAAUUCACACCUCCUCUCAUAGGUGACACAGCUGUUGCAGUCAAAUUUCACACUUAACCAUGAGCAGUCUAUUAUCAUUCACUGAAAAUAAACACCAUCCCCAAAUAGAAAAGCUGCUUUGAUCCUUUUAUUUUCCCUCACUGGCAACAAAUCAAUACUCUUUGUAUCCCACUUUGAGAUUGAUAGCUUGUUAAUACUAGUUUAAUAUAAUGUAUGUUUGUGGCUUGACAGUUAUAUCGAGCCUCUGUGAUGGACUGUUUAGAGAAAAUGUCUCUCAUGGGUUAGCUCAUUUAUUAUUGCAAGAAAACGCACAAGCACCUUCUGCAAUGUUGUUUUUCUUCAUAAAUGUCCAGACCAAAUGACUUGAUCAUCGUAUAGCAUCAUGUAAACAUAAUAUGCCAAUUGAAAAUGAUGUAAAAUAUUUAAUCAUGAAUUCUUAACUGCUAUCUAAUAAUUGAACAAAUAUAUAAAGUAGUUCCUCUACAGAAAAAGAAGCUGAUUUUUCAGUGGUUUUGAUCUCUCUAUCAUGAGGAAUUCUUAAUCAUUAUUGACUCAGACUUAAAUUCAUGCUGUGAAUCUCUGACCUGAAUCCUUAAUCACUGCAUUGAAAUAAUAUACAAUGGAAAAAGCUGUCUCUUAGCAUUAUCUCUACCGUUUUUCUUUAUCCAUUUUUAAGUUAUCAGUGAAACAUUAUUUACUUGCAACAUCGUCAUUAUUUACUUAACAUUGUCAGCACUAUGAUUCAUCAGCCCUCACUAUGUUCAUGUACUAUGUAGGUGCACAAAUCUGCAGAGAGCUAAACCCACUCCCAAUAAAGAUUGA
Molecule: messenger RNA, 7292 nt
Organism: Thunnus maccoyii (southern bluefin tuna)
Lineage: Eukaryota; Metazoa; Chordata; Actinopteri; Scombriformes; Scombridae
Exons: 5
Coding region: 312-6305 (1997 amino acids)
Source: RefSeq, a predicted model, not a curated record